Messenger RNA from Paramisgurnus dabryanus, 2677 nucleotides. NCBI's taxonomy places the organism in Eukaryota, Metazoa, Chordata, Actinopteri, Cypriniformes, Cobitidae. The record is from RefSeq and is a predicted model, not a curated record.
ACGAUCGGGGUCUUUGGGCUUAAAGAGGAGAAACAAAAAUGAGAAAAAAAUUCUAUUUUUGCGUGGCUUAAUUUCUGUAAACAUAAGGAAAACGUAUCCGUAGUUGUGCUGUAUCUGGAUGCGUUUAAAGCGCAAAAUAAACUCGACCUUUCACAAUGACGGACCCUUACGUCAGACUAAAAAUCGUCAGCUUCAGACAAAAAUCAUCAACACUACAAGGGCCAGACACAAAGAAGAUAGCAGAGCCACUGAAGUGUUAUGGCCAGAAAUACAGAUACUUCAGUCAUUUAUGCAGGAUUUUAUGCAGGAUUUAAGUGAUUUAAGUGAGCCAUUUUCUGGAUUUAAUUAUUGGUCUAGAAAUCACAAACCCUGGACAAUAGGGUUGACAGAGAUUAUAGAUGAAUAUAAGAUGUCAAUCAAACUGGAAAAUAUUCAGCAUAAGGAUCGACACUUUCUCUUUGGUGCAAAAGUGUCCUUGGCAGACCUGUAUACCGAACCUGACAUCAUUCAAAAAAGUACAAGUGGUAGUUUCAAGAAUGUUCGUGUGGAUGAGUUGCUUGAAUCAAAGGCACCUCUGCAUAAACCUGUCAUUCUUCAAGGCAAUUCUGGCAGUGGCAAAUCCUUCAUUGCACAAAAAAUCAUGUUGGACUGGGCGUCUGGAAAACGUUACCUGAACUUUCAUCUAGUUUUCUAUCUGAAGUAUGAAGAGCUGAAGUGUAUUUCUGCAGAGAUGAACUUGUUUGAAAUUUUGAGCUGGAGAUCUAAUUUACCAUCACAUGUGAUCUCACAGAUGCAGUCAUCAUGCAAUGUGCUUUUCCUCAUUGAUGGAUUUGAUGAAUGUAGACUCUUGUGUAAUGACCAUUCCAUGUUACAUGUAUUCAAGAAAGCACCACCUGAGGUCGUUGUUUGUGCUUUGCUGAGGGGAGAAAUCCUGCCCAGAUCUACCAUGCUGGUCACCACUGGAACUGAGGUCAAACAGGGCACAAUGCUUAAAAGAUCACAGCAUUUCAAGAUUGUGGGCUUUUCUGAGAAGAAGAUAGAGGAGUACUUCCUGAAGUUCUUUCAGAAUAAGAAAUUCUUCAGGAAGGCUUAUGAGUCUGUAAAGUCAAAUGAAACCCUGUUGACUGCCUGCUCCAUUCCUCUUAUCUGCUGGAUCAUCUGCACAGUUAUUAAAGAAAGAGUCAAUGAUGGUGCAGAUUUAACAAGAGGUCUGGAAACAACCACAUCCAUAUAUGUUGAGUUUGUGUCCACUGUACUGGAGCAUCACUGUCAGGGUUUGAACGAGUCUGUCCCAAACCUGCUGAGGAGUCUGGGUCAACUGGCAGAGAGAGGGAUGCUGGAACAACAAGUUCUGUUUGAAGAGAAAACCAUAAAUAAAACUGUUUUAGUCCCUGCCGGCAAUCCACUCCUGGAUAAAUUGCUCCUUAAGAAAAGAAUCCAGCAGGAGACAAUGUUCAGAUUCAUUCAUCUCAGCUUUCAGGAGUUCUUCACUGCUCUGUACUUUGUCUUAUUGGAUGAAGAUGAGUCUCAGAAGAAAGUCAAAGAGCUUCUUCACAUUGUAGAGAGAGGAUGGGCUUUGUCCUGUUGGCCUGUUGCUGACUUUUCAAACAGAGAUUCAGAAAUAAGAAGUUCACAUCAGUUACAGUCUGUGAUUUUGUUCCUCUGUGGUCUCUGUAAGAAUGAAAUGAUCGACUCAUUCUUUAAAAAGCACAACGUGGCUGUUAGUAUCAACAUAAAAACCCAGCUAAAGGAAUGGAUCCAUCAGUGUUUACUGAAAUAUCAACAUGAAAACAUGAUGUUCAUUCUUCAUUGUCUCUUUGAGCUUCAUGAGAAGAGCUUCAUUGGGAAAGUUUUGGGAGAUUUGGUUCUGAUCGAUCUCUCCAACACUCCACUAAAUAAGACAGACUGCUGGGUUCUGCGGUUUUGUUUUCAGUGCUGUGAACGCAUCAGAAACCUGAGACUCAAUGUUACAUCUGAUCAUCUGAAGAUACUUCAGCCUGCAUUGUCUAGUUGUGAAGAGCUGUGGUUGAUGGUGGAUGAUUUCUCAGAAGAUGUCGAAACUUUCCUCUUAGCUCUUAGAGAAAGAAACAUUCUGAAUCAGCUGAUUUUUGGAGGUUCUGGUAGAGGGACAGUCAUUGUGAGGAAUGUCCUGCAGUCUUUGUCUGGUUUGAAGAAAGUCCAUCUGCAGGGGGACAAGUGGACUGAAGAAUGGAUUUCAGUAAUCCGUUCCCUCAUCCAGACCUGUCCCAGUCUCAGCAAACUCGGGAUAAAUGCAGGAUUAUCACUUAUUCCAUUACUGGUAAAAGAGUCCCUGAAGGAAUCACUGAGACAGACGGGUUGGACCAUGACAGUCUGCAGGAAGUCAAUGUUGAUUGAACAUGACGAGAAGAGAGACAGGAAGAGUUUGACAGAGGAGGAGCCAAAGACAGAACAGAGAGUAAACGAUUUUCUGCCUCUGGAGUCUUCUGUAAUGAUGACCUCUUGGCUAAGGCAGGGCAGUUCAGAGGAGGUCCUGGGUCGUGUGGCUAGGAUGGUUCAGGGUCAUGGGGCAAACGUGGUCCUGGGUCGAGGAACAGACGUGGACCUUGAUCAUGGGGCAGGCUUGGACCUGGGUCAUGGGGCAGGCUUGGACCUGGGUCAUGGGCAGGCUUGGACCUGGGUCAUGGGGCAGACGUGA